Cladophialophora immunda is the source of this 1658-nucleotide messenger RNA. RefSeq lists its product as uncharacterized. Lineage: Eukaryota; Fungi; Ascomycota; Eurotiomycetes; Chaetothyriales; Herpotrichiellaceae. The transcript has a single exon. The record is from RefSeq and is a predicted model, not a curated record. Bases 163 to 1329 code for a protein of 388 amino acids.
CCCAUCGAGCCGUUGAAGACAACAGCCACUCAUACUGAUACAGUUUGAAUUUCUUGUGGAAGGCCGUCAUUCCUGUCAAUUGAGGCUCUGGCCGUCCACCCAAGAUCUCAGAUAGGAUACUCUUCACAGUCAGAGAAGAAAGACACCAGGACGACGGAGAGGAUGUUCUUCCUUUCUUCUCCACCACCGCAACCCAGUCCGUUCCUUGCCACAACGUCUCAACAGUCCCGCCGCCCGAGUUUCUCAAAAUCUCACAAUCACGACAAUAUCCACGGGCGGGCCUACGCCAGGGCGUACUACGCUCCGCAUUCUCCCUCGCCGCUGCGGACGACGAGGAAUGCGAACUUGAUGCCUUCUCCUCCGCAGGUGAAGGGCGAUUAUAGUAAUAGCCUCCUGAGUUCGUCACCUUUGAGGGGUGGUUUUUCGGAGCCCCAAGAUGAGAACGAAAAUGAGGAGGGAAUCGAAAUCUCGAACGCCUUUGGCUUUCCCACAAACGCCCAGAAGACACCAGCAGGGAAGAUGAACCUUGGAGCACAUGGGUUGGAUGGACAGUCAUCAAUGGUCACCCCCCCUGAUUCAGGCUCGAACCACAGCUUCAACUCCAAGGCGUUAUUGCACGACCAUUCCACGUUCAAGACCUCUCCGUCAAUAUCGACGUUCGCCGAUCCCGCGAAAUCGACCAUAUCUACGACCUCAAGCCGCCAGAAUCCAUCGCAGUGGGAACUGCGCUCUCGAUCCUCGAGCCCAUCAUCUCUUCUGACCAGCCAAACUCACAGAAAUCGGGAACAGAGAAAGUCGAAAUUUCUAGAUCGCAUUCGGAGGAGAAGGGACGACGACAGGUCUGAGCAAGUUGGGGAGCAGGUGUUGAGAAUGGAUUUUGUCAAAGAGAGGAGGGGCUGGGAGAGGGAAAUGGCCCGCAGAGCUGCAAUGGAGGCUGCACAACAGGAGGACAUGGAGAGCGAUGAUGAUGACGACGAGGAGCUAAGCCCGACGCAGGAAUACGAGGAAGAUAUCGAGGUGGACGAGUUGGUCAGGGAGUACGAGCGAGAGAAGCUCCAAGCCGUGAGGGAUGAGGAAUUUGUGGUCGAAGAUGACGAGGAUGAAGAGUACGAGAGGCUGUUCAGAGAGAUGGAGAUCCUUUCGCAGCACUCACAGCCUCAGCAGCAAAGCCAGCCGGCGUCUCAACCGCAACCACAAGAGUACGAACUCGCGCACGGUCAACCGAGUCCCUACACGCGGCAGAGUGCUUGUUCGCGCGAGCCGCCUUCGCAGCAGCCCCAGUGCCAGCAUGGGGAAACAAUUAAUGAUGAAACAAUGGACUUGUCUUGAUCGCCACGAAGCGUUCGUGAGAGAUUUGUGGGACCGGAUGUUGAGGAUGAGAAUUGUGCGAGAAUGGUCCUCCUUCAAGUCAGAAGAGGGAUCUGGAACCCUAAUUUUUUACACAAGGUCGAGGAAUAUGCAGGGUGUCCAUCUGUGAAACCACCGUGAGAGCGUAUACAGCUUGGCAUGCUGGUACCGACGUACAGUAUUGGGGGCAGUGUCCUGGCGUGGUGCCGUACAGAGCGCCAGAGAUGUUUCAUGUACCACAAACACUGAUUAUGACAGCGGUCAGUGGCUGAUCUUGAUUCCAAUACACCAAGACAAUAUGGUCUUCCUGC